Molecule: messenger RNA, 10208 nt
Organism: Rana temporaria (common frog)
Lineage: Eukaryota; Metazoa; Chordata; Amphibia; Anura; Ranidae
Gene: RALGAPA1
Product: Ral GTPase activating protein catalytic subunit alpha 1
Exons: 41
Coding region: 209-7699 (2496 amino acids)
Biological process (GO): regulation of small GTPase mediated signal transduction; positive regulation of GTPase activity
Cellular component (GO): nucleus; cytoplasm
Molecular function (GO): GTPase activator activity
Source: RefSeq, a predicted model, not a curated record
UACUUUGUUAUCCUGGAGACUGAAGGGGGCGGCCAUGUUGGAUGUAUCGGUGUAACCUGCUUCUGUCAGAGCGGGGAGACCCGCAGCCCUCCCAUCACAUCCCAGGGACCGGGCAGUCCUUCUCCCAGGACGAGCCGUCUAUUUACCAGGCGGGGAGAGACCCGGGGAUCGAACCGGCGCCGCCCUCCGCACACCUCUCUCCUCCGGGAUGUUCUCUAAAAAAACUCACGGCGAUGUGAAGAAAUCAAGCCAGAAAGUGCUGGACCCCAAGAAGGACGUACUGACCCGACUCAAACACCUGCGGAUCGUCAUCGAAAAUGCAGAAUCCAUUGACCUCAAGCAAUUUUUCGAACAAAACUUCUCUCACAUCUACUAUGUUUUCUUUGAAAACUUUGUGAUAAUUGAAACGUCCGUGAAACAAAAAGGCCACAAGUCUCAGCGGGAAGAACUUGAUGCCAUCCUCUUUAUAUUUGAGAAAAUUUUGCAUCUUCUUCCUGAGAAAAUUAACCAACGAUGGCAAUAUCACAGCAUAAGUCUGAUCCUAAAAAAGUUGCUUCACACCGGAAACUCCUUAAAGAUCCGCCUUGAAGGAAUGCGUUUGUUUCUCCUGUGGCUUCAAGCACUUCAGAAUAACUGUAGUUGGGAGCAGCUCUGCAUGUUUGCCUGCCUCAUUCCUGGAUUCCCGACUCCCCCUUCUGAUCAUGGCAUAUAUACGCUGGAUAGUCUUAUCAACCUUCCACUGAAUGUACAAGAAAAUCAAGUUACAAUUGAGGAAAUUACACCCCUGGUUCCCCCCCAGUCAGGAGACAAAGCACAGGAAGAUCUCACUAGUUAUUUUCUCGAGGCCUUGUUGAAAUACAUGGUGAUACAGGUCCGGAGUUUAGAAUGGCGGAACAGAGAUAAGGAGGAAGGUGGCUUUGCCUUCUUGUUCUCAAACUUCAAAAAAUACUACAUGCCUUACAUUUUCCCUGCAAUGAGCAGAGAAAGCAGCCUAUACAACCCAGUACUUGAGAUACCACAGAUGAGACCAAAACCUCACUAUGUGUUGGUACGGAGGGACACAGAGAGCAAUGAGGUUCAUUACUGCACCAAAGAGCCCUUUCUCAAUGCCCGGGUGAUUGUCAUUCGAUGGCUGGUGUCCUUCUGGUUGGAACCCAAGCCGCACACUGGGACUCACAUUCCGGGGACUGAAGGGGAGAAUGUGCCAAAGAAUAUUCAGAGAGCUGCUGCAAACCUUGCUGCCCAGGAGGAAAGUAGAAAUGAGGGUGGAGAAAGGACUACAGAGCCCGAGCAAUCCCACUCAAACACUAGCACCCUUACAGAACGUGAGCCGAGCGUCUCCAGCCUGUGCAGCAUUGCUGAGGAGCACAUCACAGACUAUGAGAUCAUCCGCAGGUUCUUCUCCAGUAGACGCACCAAUGUUGACUUUCUCAUCGAGAUCUUCCGGCAGUCCUUCUUGCUGCCAGUGUGUGAGGCAGCAGCCAUGCGUAAGGUGCUAAAGGUUUAUGAGCAGUGGAUAAAGCAGAAAGAGAAGCCUCUGUUUAUGCAAGAACCAGAGAGGCCUUCUGAAUCAGAUGAGGGGAUUGUAAUAUCUGUUGAGCACCAAGAAGAUUCCCCUGCACCCUGUGAAAAGGGAAAGGAGAAGGAAGAGGACGGUUUAGCAGUUCCCUCAGGACAUGCGAGAACGUCCAGCUGGUCUAAGUGUCAUCAGGAAGCCAGUAAGCUCUCAGAGGCAGAUAUCUUUGACAGAAAAGUAAAGGCUGGGGCUCAGGCUAUUUAUCAGGUGUUCAUUGUUAAUGCUGCAAAUAUCAUUUUGUUGGAGCCUGCAAAUGAAAAUAAGAUGAUGUUAAAUGAUCACACGGACAUGUGUAAAAGAGUUCUUAAUAUUUAUCGCUACAUGGUAGUUCAAGUCUCCAUGGAUAAGAAGACAUGGAUGCAGCUAUUACUGGUCAUGCUGAGGGUCACGGAGUCCGUGCUUAAGAUUCCACCACAGGUUCUACAACAGUACCAAGGCAGGAAAAAUCAGAUAUUGGCUGGACGUCUGGCAGGACCUUUGUUUCAGACAUUGAUUGUGGCCUGGAUCAAGUCAAGUCUUCAUGUUAGUGUUUCUCGGGAGUUAUGGGAUGAUUUACUGGCAGUAAUGUCGACUCUGACUCACUGGGAGGAGCAAGCCACAGAAUGGGCUCACACCAUGGAAACGUUGACAAAAGUUUUGGCCAAGAAUGUCUACCAUCUUGAUCUGAAUGAGCUGCCACUGGAAAAGUUGAGCGAGCAAAAGCAGAAGAAACACAAGGGCAAAGGAGGCAGCCAUGAAUUUCAGAAGGGAUCUGUGGACAAGUCUUUUUCUCGAGGGUGGAGUAGAGAGCAGCCUGGACAGGCACCCAUGCGCCAGCGCAGUGCCACCACCACAGGAUCACCCGGCACUGAGAAAGCAAGAAGCAUUGUGCGGCAGAAAACCAUUGCCAUGAGGAGCCGAUCCAUUGGGGACAGUGCCCUGCCAUCAGCCUCUAUCCGCAGCGCUAAAAGUGCACCUGUCCUGAUCCAUCCUUCCAAACCCCUUCUGCCUGAUAUUGUUCUCACUCUGCUUUCCGAUAAGCUGUCAGAAAUGGAGGAUGCCCCAGUGCUUCCCCGUCCACAACGGGUAAGGCAUUAUUCUCAGAGUGAAGAGACCCCUUCAGAGACCUUUGGAGCCAUUCACGAAGAAACCACAACUCUGCCUCGUAGUAGCAGCACCUCUGACAUCGUGGGGCCCUUUGCAGCUGAGAGACUGAAAGGUGCAGUGCCUGUUGCAGACCAUCCUUCCCCUCAGACUUCGGAUCCCUUUUGUGCUAACCCACACUGUCAGGAAGCACCCCUAACACAGGCCGAUGGCAGUAUAUAUGAUCACCUUUGCCAGUUGGCUGGCUCAGCUGGAUUGACAGAUGCAGACAUUGAUCAGGGAUGGUAUGAGGAGUUAGAAGGGACAGAUCUUUUGCCACGUUUAUGGGCUUAUUUAAAAGAGGAAGGGGUAGCAAAAAAUAAGUUGACAUCCACAUUUGUGGAUCAGAAAAUGGAGCAUUCUACAGAGCUUGAGUCAUGUGUUAAAGGAGAAGUCUAUUCAGUUUUUUCCGAGGGGCUUCCUUGCACGCAUUCCAAUGUUCAACAGACUGAGUGUAGUGCAGGCUUAGAAGAACACAUUCCUAAAAAAGCAGGGGGGUUAAAGGUUGGUGGUAGGAGCAGGGAUGUCCAUGUAAGGAUUCUGGCCGAUGGGGAAAUCUUUGACAGUGAUAAAACUGCCAUGGAGCAAGGUGACCGGAAAAGAGCUUUUUUUAGACAGCAAGCUGCUGAGGAAGAUGAAGGUCUCGAAUCGCCAUCUUCUCAAUCUCACCAGAGUGAACAUGGGCCCAACAUAAAGCAUCUGUGCGAGUCUAUGACACAUAAGGCCAAAGCAAUGCGCCGGAAACGCAGCACUGUGCAGGUCUCCUUCCGCCCAGGCACUGAGGCGGUGCUCUUCUGCAAUUCCAUGGAGAACAAAGAUGCCCCUUGGAAGGCCAGGCUACGGAAAUUAAGUGGUUUAAGUUCAAACUCUUCCAUUGUUGUAGAUCCAGGCAAGCCAACAGCAUUUGCAGCCAUGGGGGCAGUGAGAUUAGCAUCUGGAAUUAGCCAGACAGGUAGUGACCAAACUGAUGUAACCUAUCCUCCCUCUCAAGUGCAGAAGGAAGCUGGCCGCACAAGGCCGAGGUCUAGCAGUCAAGAGAGAGCCCCUUCUCAUGCUUCUUUAGGAGGCGUAUACAAAACUGUUGUCCAUGCUCUCUCGAAACCUAAGGCCAGCGUGUCCCUGCAGAAGCAGCACAGGACGGCAGCCGAGGCUCCACUGAAGGACCUGUACGGUCAUGUUAUGGGCUAUUUUGGAAGGAAGGCAGCAGCCAACAAGGAAGAUUUGACUUCACAGUUAAAUGACCUUAACAGUGAGAUCAACUCAAGCUCCAAUAUCCCAGAUCUAAUGGAUGAAUUUAUUGCAGAGAGGUUGAGGUCAGGCACUGGCCCAACACUUACACGCAGAGGUAGCAGUCCUGGUAGUCUAGAAGUUCCAAAAGAUUUGCCAGACUCCCUAAAUAAACAUUGUCAGAUGCGUCCAGCAGAUGAUCCCGGUGUCCCAUCAGAGUGGACGUCUCCAGCUAGUGCUGCAAGUAGUGAUCUGCUUAGCUCAGACAGCCACUCUGACUCGUUUAAUGCUUUCCAGUAUGAUGGGAGGAAAUUUGAAGCAGGCUUUCCGUUUGGGAAUGAGUCUGCAGUCCCUACCACAGUGGAAGCAGAUUCUGGGUCUGUGCAGCUCAGUGUAGAAGAGCAGGACGUGGUCAGUCUUAAUGCACUUCACAUUGACUCUGAAAACUGCAGCCUAAACCAGCAGGCCCUGUGUGCUGAAAUGUUGGUUCCAGCAGGCUCUGAAAAUGCCUCUCCUGCGGUGUCUGCCCAGGGCUCACGUUCCCAGACACCAUCACCAGCUCCUCUGACGGCUGAACAGGCAGAGUUGCACGAAAAACUGCAACAUUCGGUCCUACAAACUCCCGAUGAAAUAGCAGAGCCCUGUGACUUUCCCCAGGAAAGCUGCAGUGUGAUGGCAGGUGGCACACUCACUGGCUGGCAUGCAGAUGUGUCCACCGUUAUGUGGAGGAGGAUGCUGGGAAUCCUGGGAGAUGUCAAUAAUAUCAGCAAUCCGGAGAUCCAUGCCCAGGUGUUUGAUUACCUGUGUGAACUCUGGCAGAACCUAGCCAAGAUUCGGGACAAUUUGGGAAUCUCUAUGGAUAAUCAGUAUUCUCCUCCCCCACCUGUACUUAUCCCACCCCUGAGGAUUCUUACCCCCUGGCUUUUCAAGGCCACAAUGCUGCCAGAAAAAUACAAACAAGGGAAACUUCAUGCCUACAAAUUAAUCUGUAAAAUUAUGACGAGACGGCAGGACGUGUCUCCGAACCGGGACUUCUUAACGCACUUUUUUAAUAUUAUGCACUGUGGUUUACUCCAUACUGACCAGGAUAUUGUUAAUACAAUUAUCAAGCACUGUUCACCUCAGUUUUUUUCUCUGGGUCUCCCAGGAGCCACACUCCUAAUUAUGGACUUCAUUGUAGCAGCAGGGAGAGUGGCUGCCUCACCUUCUCUAAAUGCACCACGUGUUGAAGCCCAAGUGCUUUUGGGAUCUUUGGUCUGUUUUCCCAACCUUUACCAGGAGCUCCCAGCUCUACUUCCUGGCAGCUCUGAAAUCGUAAUGUCACAGUUCACAGAUGUUAAGGAGCUCACCAUUAAGACUGUGUUGAGCUCAGCACGAGAAGAGCCAUCUGGGCCAGCCAGAUGCGUAGCUUUGUGCAGUUUAGGAAUCUGGAUGUGCGAGGAGCUUGUAAACCAGACCCACCACCCGCAAAUAAAAGAAGCACUUAAUGUCAUCUGUGUCUCCCUCAAAUUUCCUAACAAAGUGGUUGCACAAGUAGCAUGUAGUGUUCUGAAUGUGCUCCUUAACUAUGUCACGCAACUGCAAAUAUUCCAUCAGGACUUCCCACUGAAAAUCAUAGAGAUUCUGUUAGCCACUGUGACGCACCUUUUACCAACUGCAGAAACCUCAUCCUACGAACAAGAUAAACGGUUAGUGGUGUCCUUGCUGCUCUCGCUCCUGGAUUGGCUGAUGGCACUGCCCUUAUCAGUUUUACUAAAGCCAGUGCGGCAUGCUGGCACUGAAAAUCAGGGAAGGGAAAAUUCUGUGUUGAACUGUGCAUAUAAGGUCUUGCAUGACUGUGUCUAUGGCUCCCAGCAUUUUAGCAAUCCACGGUACUUUCCCAUGAGCCUUUCAGAUCUGGCAUCUGAAGACUACGACCCCUUUCUGCAGCUGGAAUGUCUGAAAGAACCUGAACCACUCCACUCCCCAGAUUCUGAGCGCUCUACCAAGCUGCAACCCGUAACUGAAGUGAAAAUACCCAAGCAACAAGGCUUGAUCCCAGUAGCAGCACGGACGGUUAUUACGCACCUGGUGAAUCAUUUAGGACAUUAUCCAAUGAGUGGAGACCCCUCCAUGCUCACUAGUCAAAUCUGUGAGAAUCAAGACAAUCCUUUCAGUGACAGUUCAGACCUCUCCCCACAGCUCUUCCACAGCCCCAACCUCCAAUUCUUUUCUUUGAACAGCACUACACUGGUUUCCUGCUUGCAGAUUCCAGCAGAAGAGAAGCUACCUCCUGGUGAGGACCUGUCUUCUGCCAGCUCGAUAGUGCGUGUUAUCAUGAGGGACCUUUCAGGUAAAUACAGUUGGGAAUCUUCCAUCCUUUAUGGACCUGCACUAGAAUGUUCUGGACAAAAGUCUCAGUGGUCUUCCCUUCUACCUACUUUUCCUACAUCUUCUGUUAACCUAGAAGAAGAACAUUCGACUAGCCAACGGGAAUCUGAGGAGUUUUCCGUACUCCAGUCAAGGAGGAGAGGCAGGGAAUCUCUGCCUUUAUGGGACAGCUUAUCAGAUGAGGAAGAUGCCCUUGACUGCCUUUUGCAGUACCUGGGAGCCACAGGCCCUGAGUGCCUUCAAAGAGCAGGAAUCCCUCUGAAUGUUCCUUCACCUCCACCUGCCUGCUUCUCUGAGAAACUAGAGAAUGAGGUCAGCAAUGCCAUUUUAAAACAGAGUGCAGAAGAGAAGGAGUUUGUGGAGAAGCAUUGCAGCAAUCUGCACAUGAGGGCAAUGCCACAGGAGGAACCAGCCAACCAAAAACCAGAGUCGGCCUUCUACUACUCACGACUGUUGCUCAGUAUCCUUGGCAUGAACUCGUGGGAGAAGAGGAGAAAUUUUCACCUCCUUAGGAAAAAUGAAAAAUUAUUGCGGGAGCUGAGAAACCUUGAUUCCAGGCAAUGCCGUGAAACGCACAAAAUAGCAGUGUUCUAUAUUGCUGAUGGCCAAGAAGACAAACAGUCCAUACUCUCGAACACUGGAGGCAGCCAGGAGUAUGAAGACUUUGUUGCAGGACUUGGAUGGGAGGUGAAUUUGGCAAACCACUGUGGCUUCUUAGGAGGACUUCAGAGGAACAAAAGCACUGGUCUGAGCACUCCAUAUUACGCGACAUCUAUUGUGGAAGUUAUGUUUCAUGUCUCUACCAGGAUGCUUUCUGAUUCCGAUGACUGCUUAACAAAAAAGCUUCGCCACCUUGGUAAUGACGAGGUACAUAUCGUGUGGUCAGAGCACAGCCGAGAGUAUCGUCGUGGCAUUAUACCCACUGAAUUUGGAGAUGUGCUGCUGGUUAUUUAUCCUAUGAAGAAUCACAUGUUCAGCAUCCAGAUUAUGAAGAAACCAGAUAUCCCAUUUUUUGGACCACUCUUCGAUGGAGCCAUUGUAAAUGGUAAAAUCCUUCCCGGCCUGGUCCGAGCGACAGCCAUUAAUGCCAGCCGAGCGCUUAAAUCUCUCAUCCCGCUCUAUCAGAACUUCUUUGAGGAGAGGAUGCGGUAUUUGGAUUCAAUUAUCCAGCAACAUGUGGAGCCCACCACGUUUGAAGACUAUGCUGCACAAGUUUUCUGUCCCGCUCCACAUCAUAAUCACCAUCUAGUGAAUGCACCUGUUUGCCCAACAGAUGAGCAGAACGAGAUCUUACUGACUCAGGGUGAUGGCUCAGAAUUGGCAUCCCCUAUGUCGCCACGGACCAGCAAAAGCCGCAUGUCUAUUAAGCUACGGCGCUCCUCUGGCUCUGCAAACAAGACCUAGUUUUUGUCUUUGUCUUCGGCUUUUCCAGAAGAGUUUAUUUAUCGUGGGCAAUGGCCUCUGUGGAAAAAGGCAGGCACCACACAUUCACCUUGGCUGUUGUGCCAAAAUCAUGCUCCCUGUGCUUUUUAUCUUACUUUUUUGUUUCACACUUCUAUUUUAUUUGAGUGAAUAACACUGGACUUUUAGAUAUAAUUUAAAUUUUUAGCCUCAGACUGUUUUUUUUUUAUGUUCUGUACAAUGCAGGGUGCCAUAUGUAUAUCUUUGCAGCUUUUAUCAUUCUAUGACAAUUAAUUUUUUGUUUUGUUUUUAUGAUGAAUCUGGCUGAUGUUUUUACUCUAAUUUUGCACCCUCUUUGUUGUAUAUUUAUUGACAUUAUUCUUGCCUAUUAUCAUUUGAGUUUGUUUGUUUUUUUCUAGCUGGUUUUGACUUUUCUUUGGACCAUCAUAAAAAAAAAAUUCCAUGAGAAUCAAGUUUUUAAACUAUAUAUAAUAUUUAGCAAUAUCAUUAUACAGUGGUGUUUUUUUUUGUCUUGGUCCAAUGAAACCCAAUAUUCCAGGAUAAAUAUUAAAUGUAACACAACUAUUCACGUAAUAUUUUUAUACAUGUAUUAUUUUAUUAUAUAUAAAUAUAUGCAUAUACAUAUAUAAAUAUAUUCCUUUCACUGGCCUAACAUCAAGAAAUAUAGCGGUGUAAUUUUAAUUAGGCAUCCUUUUUGAUGGUCCUGUGUGUGUGGUUAUGUAGAGGAGCAGUGAAGGGGGGUCUGUUUCCUCUUCUUUCCAAGAGAGGGUCAACCCUUUCACAAGCAAGUGCCCUUUAAGGUUUUGUUAUGCUUUUAUAUGCUAAAAUCAAAGUUGAUUAAACUUCUUGUGGUCACAGAUGUUUUUUUUACACAUCGACUUGUAUAUGCAAUGUAAAAUGUUAAAGCAACCCUGUUGCUAUAGAAUUGAAUUAUUUAUAGCUCAUCUGUAAAAGAACACCAUAAAUUAUCACCUUUCCAGUUGCCCGUGCAGCAGAACUCUGCCCUGAUCCUGAAAAAUCUGCUGAUGAAGUCUGAACUAAAAGGCGGUGUUUCCCGGGAGAGCCAAUCUGCUCAGUCUCCUGCAGCUCUCACUGGUUCUUGACCUCCACCCAUUACGGAAUACAGUAGGGACAUAUAAUUCAGCAGGAUGAACCAGUGAUGGCUGUGGGGGACCCAGAAUAUUGGCACUUUCAAAAAUGUUGGUUUUCCUUUCAGACUUUAACAGACAGUUUCUCAGUGUCGGAUUAGACUUCACUGGCUGCAGGAAAGUGAAGUAUGCCCUGUCUUCCUUAACAGGUGAGCCAUAAGCAAAUUUCUAUAGUGGCAGGGUCAUUUGUAUGCUGUGAUUACACACAACUCAAUUGUUUAUCAUGAAAUCUCUUAUCAAAGUGGCCCUUGGUAAACCAUUUGAACCCUUUAGCCUGAGGCUGUCAGAACCCUGCCCCACCCUUAAUAAUUAAGAGAUGGCUCCAGGCCAACCUUGAAUGUAUUUAUUCAGUGAAUUGAGAAAAGUUUGUUUCCAGCUUUGGUAUCCAUUAGUUCGGGGUGCAGAACACCUCAUCUCCACACUAAUUGGAAGUUUUCACGUGGGCCAAGUUAACUGGUUUACUUAUUAAGGCCGAUCCACCAGCUUCACAUAUUUACAUUUCUGUACCUCUUCCACUUCUGAGUUUGGUCAAUGGGAGUGAAGAGAGGCCUGGAGUUUAUAUAAGUCUGAGGAAUCUUGUUGCUUGGUGCCUCAGCAGCCAAACACUGUGGUCAUUUGGGAGGGUGUGCGUCCCAUGCUCUCUAUCCCAUAUAUAUCUUUGAUUACUGCAAAGCAAAAGGAAGUUAAGUAUGUGCUGCUGGUGGGUACCCUAUACAAGUAGCCCUUUUGAUAUUCCCUGUAUUGGCAAAGUACAGCUGUGCUUUAGGGGGAACCAAGAUCUGGUAGAGAUGGAGAUUGGGGUGCAAAGCUGGUGGUUUCAAGAGGCACUCAAACCAGGUUUUCCAAUUCUCUUGUUCUAGGUAAGCUUUUAAGGUACCUUUUUAAAAUAUAUUGCACCUUCUCAAGAUAUGCCAAAGGACUGAACACAGAUUUGUGACAUUUCAAUAUAGAGUUAAGCUGGUCAUAUAUAAACUUUAUUGCAUGAAGCUCAAAGGGCACUAGUGCCUAAAUAAUUUUCCUACCAUCAAGUCUCCAAGCUGUUCCCGGUUGCGUUGGCACAGCCUUAUUUGGCUCUGGGUGUUGAUCUUCCAGGAGUUGGGUCCUUGUGAGGACAUAAUCUUAUGAUUUCGUAUACGGACAGCUUUCAUGGAUAUUUUUAUUUUCUGCCAUUCCAGCAUUAUUUUAUGUUUUAUUUAUUUUGUCUUUUUGUAACAUUGCUUACCACGAUUUCUUACAUAUGCCAUAUCACGUCUCUUAAGACAUGAAUAUUCCUAUGGUUGAAUGCUUUCAUUUGUCUCAUGAAAAUAAAUGUAAACUCUCUUUUCAUUAAAAGUUUGAAUGUA